Messenger RNA from Mauremys mutica (yellowpond turtle), 585 nucleotides. Its product is annotated as olfactory receptor 14A16-like. Gene Ontology annotation, molecular function: olfactory receptor activity; odorant binding. The transcript has a single exon. The record is from RefSeq and is a predicted model, not a curated record. The coding region runs from base 1 to 585 and encodes 194 amino acids. Gene Ontology annotation, cellular component: membrane. Lineage: Eukaryota; Metazoa; Chordata; Testudines; Geoemydidae. Gene Ontology annotation, biological process: G protein-coupled receptor signaling pathway.
AUGGCAUACGACCGAUACGUCGCCAUCUGCCAACCACUGCACUAUGAGAGCGUGAUGAACAGGAGAGCUUGUGUCCAAAUGGCAGCCAGUGCCUGGAUCGGUGGAAUUCUUUACGCUGCACUGCACACCGGGAACACAUUUGCAGUAACUUUCUGUGCAGGCAACAUAGUGGAUCAGUUCUUCUGUGAAAUCCCCCAGCUCCUCAAACUUUCCUGCUCUGACUUGUAUCUCGGUGAAAUUGGGGCUCUCAUCUUUAGUGCAUGCAUAGCCUUAAGUUGUUUUGUUUUUAUAAUUGUGUCGUAUGUUCAGAUCUUCAACACAGUGCUGAGAAUCCCCUCUGAGCAGAGCCGGCAUAAAGCCUUCUCCACCUGCCUUCCUCAUCUCACUGUGGUCUCCUUGUUUGUUUUCACUGGCAUCUUUGCCUACCUGAAACCCACCUCCAGCUCAGCAUCAGGUCUGGAUCUUGUAAUGGCUGUUCUCUAUUCUGUGGUACCUCCUAUGAUGAAUCCGGUCAUCUACAGCAUGAGGAACAAGGAGAUCAAAUCUUCAUUGAGGAGACUGACUGUGGGCAAGUUAUUCACAUAG